AUGGUUGACCAUGCGCUAUCUCAGAAUCGUAGAGAGGUGCUCUCGACCCUGCAUCGUGGGCGCGUCAACGUGUUGGUGGUGACCUUUUGCAGUUAUGCGGCUCUGCAUGCGGCACGGAAGGCUUUCUCGAACUCGAAAGCGGUUCAGUCGUUAUGUUGGCCAGCCUGUGUUAAGCUGGUGGGAAAUUGGCUUACACCCGUGCACCACCUCAUCGAUGAUGAUGACGAUGUUAGCACUACUUCUGAGGAUUCUGAUCCGAUCAGUAUUGCAGACGGCCAGAUAGGCAUCGUUACGACUAUGCCCGUGACCGGUGUAUCAUUACCGACCUUGGAAGCUUUGUUGAGGGGUCUGGGAAAGAUCUGGCACGCCUUCUGGUUACCAUUCGUCGCCCGAUAUUCUCUCGUCUAUGCUUGUGAUUACCUCAUCUCUUCUUCUGGCGGUGAUACCAAUUCUAGCGCUGAGCUUAAGGCACAGCUCAAUCGUAUCCGUUACUGUUAUUAUCUCCAUAGCGGGGUUGCUG
Messenger RNA from Perkinsus marinus ATCC 50983, 520 nucleotides. RefSeq lists its product as hypothetical. The transcript has 4 exons. The record is from RefSeq and is a predicted model, not a curated record. NCBI's taxonomy places the organism in Eukaryota, Perkinsozoa, Perkinsida, Perkinsidae. The annotation marks the transcript as partial.